Molecule: messenger RNA, 1300 nt
Organism: Mesocricetus auratus (golden hamster)
Lineage: Eukaryota; Metazoa; Chordata; Mammalia; Rodentia; Cricetidae
Gene: Zar1
Product: zygote arrest 1
Exons: 4
Coding region: 32-1144 (370 amino acids)
Biological process (GO): translation
Cellular component (GO): cytoplasm
Molecular function (GO): mRNA base-pairing post-transcriptional repressor activity
Source: RefSeq, a predicted model, not a curated record
GCGGGGCGUGGCGGGCAACUGUACCGCUGCGAUGGCUGCCUGGGCUGGCGAAGCGCGGGACCCACACAUGUUCCCGGCGAGCAUACCCCACUCCUACCCGCAUCCCUACCCUCCAGCCGACAAGGCCCGGGAAGGCUGGCGGUUCAGUGCCGGGGGCUACCGGUCCACGCCCCCCUCCUUCCCCGGCUGCGGGCAACUCAGCGCCACCGAGUACUUCGACAACUACCGGCGGGCGCAACUCAUGGUCCUGUUGUCGCGGGUGGGUUCCCGGGCGGUCAGCAGCCGCGAUGUGGGGGUGCAGGUGAACCCGCGCCGCGACGCCUGGGUGCAGUGCUCGCUCGGGCGCCGCACGCUGCAGUUUGGACAGCGCCGCCCCAGCCCCGAGGUCGGGUCCGGUUCCCGCCAGCCCUGCAGCUCCGCCGGCGCCCGGAGACCCCCGCGCUCCUGGCGCUCUGUCGCCGUGUACUCGCCGGUGGCCUUCUGUGGCCUCGCCUCCUCGCAGGAGGUCGCGGCGGGCGGGCAGAAGCCCACCGAGGGAGAGCGGAGGCCGGCACCCGCGGGGACCGGAGAGCCGGAGCCGGGAAAGGGAGAAGUGGAGGUGAGGAAAGCAGUCCCCAAGGAGGGCGAUGUCCAGGACAAAGGGCAGGCCGGGCAGGAGCAGCCACUGCAGGAGGACCCGGACAGUGGGGCGACCUCGCAGCCUGAGCCCGGGAGUCAGGAGCUGCGUCCUGCCGCAGAGACGGCUCAGGAGGACCCUGGUGACCCGGCCGCCUCGAGAGACUCGGCUUCCCCGCAGAACACCGAGCGCGACAAGGAGCGUUUGCGCUUCCAGUUCUUAGAGCAGAAGUAUGGCUACUACCACUGCAAGGACUGCAAUAUCCGGUGGGAGAGUGCCUAUGUGUGGUGUGUGCAGGGGACCAGCAAGGUGUACUUCAAACAGUUCUGCCGAGCGUGUCAGAAAUCUUACAACCCAUACCGAGUGGAGGAUAUCACCUGCCAAAGUUGUAAGAGAACUCGAUGCACCUGCCCAGUCAGACUUCGCCAUGUGGACCCUAAACGCCCCCAUCGUCAAGACUUGUGUGGCAGAUGCAAGGACAAACGGCUGUCCUGCGAUAGCACCUUCAGCUUCAAAUACAUCAUUUAGUGAAAGCCAAAUGUUUUCUGCUAGGUUGGGCUAAUGGAGUGGGAGAGCGAGCUUCUUCCCACGCUCCAUCUUCUCUCCACUGCUCCCUUCUCAAUAUUUCACGAAAGGCAGUGUACUUUGAUAAAGCCUGUAAAAUAAAAAGGUAUUGCAAAAACA